Molecule: messenger RNA, 2115 nt
Organism: Naumovozyma dairenensis CBS 421
Lineage: Eukaryota; Fungi; Ascomycota; Saccharomycetes; Saccharomycetales; Saccharomycetaceae
Gene: PRB1
Product: proteinase B
Exons: 1
Coding region: 1-2115 (704 amino acids)
Biological process (GO): proteolysis
Molecular function (GO): serine-type endopeptidase activity
Source: RefSeq, a predicted model, not a curated record
AUGAAGAAAACCAUUCACAAAAACGAAAAACGUCGUAAUGAUCGUGAAUAUCCUUUCGAAAAGCAAGAGGAACAUAAAAAGAAACAUAAGAAGGACAAGAAGAAGAAACAUCAUAAACCACCUCAUCAUCCUCCAAAGCCUCCUCAUCAUCCAUAUGAUGCUCCACACGAUGGUCUAGAUCAUAAACUACCUCAUCAUCCAUAUGAUGCUCCACACGAUGGUCUAGAUCAUAAACUACCUCAUCAUCCAUAUGAUGCUCCACACGAUGGUCUAGAUCAUAAACUACCUCAUCAUCCAUAUGAUGCUCCACACGAUGGUCUAGAUCAUAAAUACCCACCCUCCACAUCCUCCUCACAAGGGUCCUCACCACAAGCCACCUCUCAUCCACCACACGAUGGUCCUCACGACGGUCCUCAUCACAAGCCACCUCAUCCACCACAUGAUGGUCCUCACGACGGUCCUCACGAUGGUCCUCAUCACAAGCGCCCCGAUGACAACAAACAAGUAUCAAACGACAAGUACAGUGACAUAUUUCAUAAAUAUUCCAAACAAAUCAUCGAAUCUGCUAGAAAAUUGAAAGAUAAUACACCAAAUGCUGCAGGAAAAGAUCAAGAUCAAGAUGAUCAAGAUGAUCAAGAUAUUAAAUUAGCUCCAUUAAUUACUCCAACUUUCGGUGAUGACAUCCACACUCAAGGAUUCAAACAUCCAAGAAUUUUACCAAAUAAAUAUAUCAUUGUCUUUAAGGAUUCCAUCAACAUCGAUGAAAUCUCAUAUCACAAGGAAUUAAUCUCUGAAAUUCAACAACAAUCUGCAUCAAGAUUACCACCACAUCACCAUUUCUUCCAUUCUACAUCAGAAGAAGAAGAAGAAUCUUUCAGAAAUGGGGGUAUAAUCUCCUCUUUCAACAUAAACAAUAUCCUCUCCGGUUAUUCAGGUUAUUUCACCCAAGAAGUAAUCGAUCUAAUAAGAUUAAACCCUCUAGUCAAAUACGUGGAACGUGAUUCCAUAGUCCAAACCACAGAAUUUAAUACUCAAAAUAACGCACCAUGGGGGUUAUCAAGAAUAUCCCAUAGAGAAAGAUUAAACUUGGGAUCAUUCAAUAAAUAUCUAUAUGAUGAUGAUGCAGGUAAGGGUGUAACUUGUUUCGUCAUUGAUACGGGGAUAAAUGUCAAUCAUGUAGAUUUCGGUAAAAGAGCUAUUUGGGGGAAAACUAUACCAUCAAAUGAUCAAGAUAUUGAUGGUAAUGGUCAUGGGACUCAUUGUGCUGGUACCAUUGCAUCCACUCAUUAUGGUGUUGCUAAGAAUGCAGAAGUGGUUGCUGUGAAAGUUUUAAGAUCAAAUGGAUCAGGCUCAAUGAGUGAUGUUAUUAAAGGUGUUGAAUUUGCUGCUGAAACUCAUUUAAAUAAUGAAAAAAAUAAGAAAGAUUAUAAGGGGUCCACAGCAAAUAUGUCACUUGGUGGUGGUAAAUCUCCAACUUUGGAUUUGGCUGUUAACGCUGCCGUGGAAGCUGGGAUUCAUUUUAGUGUUGCUGCAGGGAAUGAAAAUCAAGAUGCUUGUAAUAGUUCUCCUGCCUCGGCAGAAAAUGCCAUAACAGUAGGUGCUUCCACUUUAAGUGAUGAUAGAGCUUAUUUCUCUAAUUGGGGUAGAUGUGUCGAUGUCUUUGCUCCUGGUUUGAACAUCUUAUCCACUUAUGUUGGUGAUGGCAAUGAUAAUACUGCUACGCUAUCAGGAACUUCAAUGGCUUCACCUCAUGUAGCUGGGUUGUUGACUUAUUUCCUUUCUUUACAACCAGAUUCUAAAUCCGGGUUCUUUAAUUCAAAGAGUGAUGGGAAGAUUACACCUGAACAAUUGAAAAAGAAGUUGAUUGCUUAUUCGACAAGUGACAUCUUGUACGAUUUACCAGAUGGAACUCCAAAUAAACUGAUUUAUAACGGAGCUGGUGGUGACAUUUCCGACUUAUGGAACGGGAAAGUGCAAGAACAAGCGCACGAAGAACCAGCACAUGAGGAUAAGAUUAACUUUGAAAAUUUAGUCGAUUCAGAUUCUAUGAGUGGUAAGACAGAUUUAUUCUUUGAUCAAAUUAGAAACGUUUUCGAAAAGAUGAAUAUUAUCUAA